AUGGGUCACCUGGUGCGUGCCCUGCCUCGUUCUCUGACGUUUCAGAUGCCGCCUCUUCGCCGUGGCCCAUGCCUCCUUCUCAACCGUGGCUCUCACGUUCAGAUCUAUGCAGGAGGAAUGCUGCAACCAAAGCUAACGCGCCCCAGUACCAGCAGUGUGGUCAUCAAUUUGCAGAGCUGCACGCCUUGCGUUUCAUGGCUGUGCGGUGCCAUCUUGCAGCGUGAGUGGCAUCUCCGCUUCGGAAGCUUUGGACAUCGGCUCAGACUCGUCGAAUGCGGGAAAGGGCUCGUACAAGGAAAGGGUCGAUUCAGACUGCAACGCCCAGGAGUGGAUGGACCACCCAGUGUUGAAAGGUUGGACCAGACGCUUCCUCAGCAGGUUCACCUGGCCAACAAAGGGGCAGAGUCCAUCUCGAAGAAGUUCGAACAUUUCAGUGCGCAUCCCAGACAGUCAGCUUGGAAGCUGCACGGGUUCGCUGGAAGUCGUUUGGUGGAAAGCUUAGCGCUGCGUGGAAGUGGCCGAUGGAUUGGGCGAGAGUCGGGUCUUGUGCAGCGAUUUGCCAAACUUGUCCCGGCGCGUGUAGUGCACGUGUUGCUGGCCAGUGGAAAUCAGCUUCGAAAUCUAGAUAAGCAGCUAGCGCUGCUGUCGAGAUUUCCAUUCCUCAAGAAGCUAGAGCUCUUCGACAAUCCCGUGGCGGAGGAGCCGGACUACAGGCUGCGCCUGAUCUACCACGUGCCUCAGGUGGAGCUUUUGGACCAGCACACGGUGAAGCUGCCGGAGAGACUUCGUGCGGACGAGGUGGUGCCCAACUUGGAUAAGGUCUCCGCAGCAAAGGUGGAGAAGCCUCGACCAAAGGGCCACCAGUUCUCCGUGCUGGAGAGGAUUGGGCUUUGGGUGUAUGCUCGAUACUCGCUUUUUGUGCUGCAUCCCCCCAUCGGCUUGGGCUGGACAAAACGACAUAGGUGCUGCGGCAUGAUCGUUCACCAAACAGCAUCAUGGGAGAUCACCUGGCAACAGGAAGCGCGACGGCAACCCAGCAAAUUGGCCUCCCGCAGCCAGCUCCCGUGCCCCUGCCCCCACCCCCCCUUCCCUGUCCUUCCUCAGGAUCGGGCGCAGACCCAAAAAAAGAAUUCUCAAGAGAGCAUCUGCAAGAGUUUCGACUAA
Messenger RNA from Symbiodinium sp. CCMP2592, 1164 nucleotides. The record is from the annotation of a GenBank genome assembly. Lineage: Eukaryota; Dinophyceae; Suessiales; Symbiodiniaceae.